Molecule: messenger RNA, 2283 nt
Organism: Nerophis lumbriciformis (worm pipefish)
Lineage: Eukaryota; Metazoa; Chordata; Actinopteri; Syngnathiformes; Syngnathidae
Source: RefSeq, a predicted model, not a curated record
AUGGAGGUUGAGAUGUUGCUCCACCCGCUCUCUCACCCGUCCGCACCGGGCAUUUGCCCGGAGAUGCUGGAGGUGGCAGCGGAGGCAAACCGCGCCGGGGACUACAAUUUGGCCGCCGAAAUCUACAGCUCGCAGCUGGCCGAUCUCCAGCAACCCGACCGAGGCUUGUGUCUACGCAAAGCCGACACAUUGGUGCGUGCCGGCCGACUCUCCGAGGCCCUGGACUCUUACUGUACGGCGGCUAGCCUUGGCAAGCUGCGGCCGGAGGAACUGCCACUGCUGGUUGAGAGCAUCGCCCGGGGGUUGCGUGAGAAGGAACCGGGCCUCCGGAGGACCACCGGCGGUGAGGAAGGCGAGGACGCCGACGGGGAAAGCCCCGAGGACGACCCGCUGGACUUGUUCUCUUGCGGCUUGUGUCGUUGUGUCCUUCACGAACCCUCCACGGUGGAGUGCGGGCACACCUUCUGCAGACGCUGCCUGGAGCCAGAUUCGGUGAAGGACUGCGUGCACUGUAAGCGAGCCCUGGCCCGGAAAGAGGGACUGCCUAACGGCCGCCGGUUGAACGUGGUGCUCGGCGGCCUGUUGGAUAAACUUUUCGCCACCGAGACCCGAGCACGCAGACUGUGGAUUGAAGGCGAGGAGUUGUGGCAGAGCCGAAACCUAGCGGAAGCCUUGGAGAAAUACAACGAUGCUGUGGAAUUGGCGCCAUCUUCAGGACGGCUGCUGUGCCAACGGGCCGAAUUGCACAUGGACAUGGACAACGUGAGUCAGGCGGUGCGGGACGCCAGCAGCCUGUGCCAGAUCAAACCUCGGUGGCCAAAGGCUCACUACCUGAAGGCCACCACGCUGAGCAAAGCGGCACGGAACGACGAAGCCCUGGAAGAAUAUUUCCUAUGUGUGGCGCUCAAACCCGACUGGACCAAAGUUCGAGUGGAGGCUCAGAAGGUCCUGGCCGAGCUCUUCUCCUCUGUUUUCGAAAACCAAGACAUGCCCACGCCGCUGCACCCCCUUCAAGGCGGGGUGGCCUCGCGCCCCAUCAAGCCCCCAGCUCUGCUGAGGACGCUGAGACCCCUUGCCCAGAAACCGUCUUUAUCCACACAGGAAUUUGACCUGAGCAUGACGAAAAGCACUGUGACUGAAGAGUCUUCAUCCAGACAGCGCGACUCCAUUGCGCCACCAGGCGAGGGCAGUGGCACCAGUGCCAGCAAGAGCCUGGCUGACGUCCUGGCCUCCCUACCGACACCGCCCACUGGUUUUAAGAGGAAACAGAAUGACGAAUGCUCCUCCAAUCCCCCCACAAAGAUCCUCAAACCCGGCGAGGCGAGUGAUGUUAAGACAGCGGCUGCAUACAGAGGAAGAGUGGUUCCAUCCGAGCUAUUGGACAGCGGCGACUUAGAGUGCUCACUCUGUAUGAGGCUUUUCUAUGAGCCCGUGGCCACACCCUGUGGGCACACCUUCUGUCUGAAGUGUCUGGAGCGCUGCCUUGACCACAACCCUAACUGCCCUCUGUGCAAGGAGAACCUCUCAGAGUUUUUGGCCACCCGGGGCUACAAUAAGACACUGCUGAUGGAGGAGAUACUGCAGCGUUACCUGGCUACCGAACUGGCAGAAAGGAAGAAGGUCCACGAGGAGGAGAUGAAAGAGCUCUCCAAUCUGAACCAGGAAGUGCCCAUCUUUGUGUGCACUAUGGCCUUCCCCACAAUCCCAUGUCCAUUGCACGUCUUUGAGCCGCGGUACCGCCUCAUGAUCCGCCGCUCCAUGGAGACGGGCACCAAGCAGUUCGGCAUGUGUAUCGCCGACGAGCUGAAAGGCUUCGCCGACUACGGCUGCAUGCUACAGGUCCAAGACGUCAAGUUCUUCCCUGACGGCCGCUCUGUAGUGGAGACCAUUGGAGUGUCUCGUUUCAAAGUCUUAAGUCAUGGCCAGAGAGAUGGCUACCACACCGCCAAAAUAGAGUACCUAGAAGACAAAAAGGUAGAAGGUGAGGAGCUGGUCCAGCUGCUCAAGCUGCACGAUGCGGUCUAUGAACAAGCUAGCAACUGGUUCACGUCGCUCAAAGACAACAUGAAGACUCAAAUCGUCGGACACUUUGGACAACUACCUGGCAAAGACCCUGACCCGCAGGCAAGUAGCAGUGGGCCAGCCUGGUGCUGGUGGCUACUAGCUGUGCUGCCGCUGGAGAACCGGGCCCAGCUGACCAUCCUGUCCAUGAGCUCCCUGAAGGAACGGCUGCUAGCCAUCCGCAAGGUUCUCAUCUUCGUCAUGCGAAGGAGACCGCGGUGA